ACCACGAGCCUGACAUUCAGUUAAUUGGUGUCUCUGCUGUGGAGUUAUCCUGCGCAAGACUGCGUGUUUUUCAGCACCACAUUAACUACAGUGAAGUGGGUGGGGAGACAAAUGACAACUUCUGGCAAACACUAGUAUUAACAUUACAAAAAAAAAAAAAACCCUGCAAAAGCAGGUAAAGGGAACGAGUUAAAUAAAAAAAACGGUAUGUUUAAAACAUGAAGACUUUACAAUACCUUGAACCAGAGACGCAUCGGAGUCAGUAAUUAUACGGACCUGCUGCACGUCACCUUUGUUUCUGUACAUCACUUCAGUAAAGUAAUGAAGUUAUAGUAAGCGAUCUGGCAAUUGUAGGUUUUUAAAUAAAACGCAAUAAGUUUGACGCUGGAGAUCACCUUGGAAAAUAAAAUGGGAGAACCUCUGGUAGCCCAGGCACAUCCACAAUGUACACAGGGAGCUAUUUUAUCUGUUGCCUGCCCAGCCUCCUCUGCACAGGCCCUGUGUCAAGUUACCAAUGUAUAUGUCCUGAAGGCAAUGAACAUUUCAAAUGGAAGCAACCUGGACAAAUCAUUGCCAGCAAAUGAUAAGUUCAACAACAUCUACAUUGGCUUGGUCCUUGCAAUGAGCUCAAGUGUUUUUAUUGGGUGCAGCUUUAUACUCAAGAAGAAGGGUCUCCUGCAAUUGGCUAAAAGGGGAACAACUAGAGCAGGACUGGGGGGCCACGGUUACCUCAAGGAAUGGAUGUGGUGGGCUGGACUUAUUACCAUGGGAGCAGGGGAAGUAGCCAACUUUGCUGCCUAUGCCUUUGCACCUGCCACACUGGUCACUCCCUUAGGUGCACUGAGCGUUCUCAUAAGUGCAGUGCUUUCCUCCUACUGCUUGGAUGAGCAGCUUAAUAUUCAUGGUAAACUGGGCUGCAUGCUGAGUCUUCUGGGAUCAACAGUAAUGGUAAUACACGCUCCACGAGAAGAAGAAAUAAAAACUUUACAUGACAUGGGAAGCAAGCUGAAAGACACAGGUUUUAUAGUUUUCGCCACCAUUGUAAUCACAAUCUCAUUGGUAUUGGUGUGUGCCGUUGCUCCAAAAAAGGGACAAAGCAACCUCUUGAUUUACAUCUCCAUCUGCUCUCUGAUUGGAGCCUUUUCUGUAUCUUCUGUGAAGGGCCUGGGUCUCGCAAUCAAAGAGCUACUUGAAGAAAAACCAGUAUACAAAGAUCCAUUGGCCUAUAUUCUUCUAGCGACAUUGGCGAUUUCAGUUAGCACCCAGAUCAACUACCUCAACAAAGCGCUGGACACCUUCAACACAUCAGUAGUGACACCAGUGUAUUAUGUGUUUUUCACCACAGUGGUGGUCACAUGCUCUGUAAUUCUUUUCAAAGAAUGGAACAGCAUGAGUGUGGCAGACAUAUUUGGCAACCUCAGUGGAUUCUGCAUCAUAAUCAUUGGCAUAUUUCUCUUGCAAGCCUUUAAAGACUUGAACUUUACAUGGGAGCUGCUACCAACUUCAGCUAACAAGGGCAGCUAUCAUGUAACAAUGAGUGGACCUGAUGACCAACAACACAAUCUGUUGGAAAACAUGGAUAAUCAAUGCAUUGUGCAUGAGAAUGAAAAUAUAUAUUGCUGUAAAACAGAACAGCUAGAGGAUAGCCACUAAAACAUAUUUAAAGGUCCCUCUAUAAAAUGUUUAUGUGAUUGGUAUGGCACCAGACACAUUUUUGCUUGCACAUUACAUUGAGGACCUGUUAUAUAAAUAUUUUGCUCCAGCACAUAAUUUUUAUUACAUUUUCUCUGAAAUAAAUAUAUAUAUAUUAAUAUCAUAUUGUUCAUAUUAUAGAGCUAUCAAAUGAAAUUAAUUGCGCAACACAAAAUGAUGCUUUUCCCCAUAAUGUUCAAUCUACACAUUUGUUGAGUACUAAUUCAUGAUAGUAAGACAUCUUCUGGCAUUGUGAAUAUAUAUGAAUAUCUAAUAGUUUGUCAGAAUGUAAUCUAUUCAAAUCACUCAUAAAACCCAUUACCAUUUGACUUUCAGACAAUACUUCACUAAGACACAACUCUUCUGAGGAGUGUCCAAUAAUUCCAUUUCCGCGUUCCGUGAUUCUAGAACAAAUCACUCAAAGGACAAUUUGAGUGUUGGUGAGAAAAUUGAUUUUAUAUUACACGGUUGAAACAAAAAUAAAUAAGUGCAGAUAAAAUAUGAGUAGGUGGUCAGUAGUUUGGUGAUAGGUGGGUUAAUAUAAACCUCAAGGUUUUUGUCAGCCUGUUAGGUUACUUCUAUAGCGAACAUUAUCGUGCGGUAGGUGAAUUCCAAACCUAAAAGAUUUGUCAAUGUAUAACAACACCUUGUUGAACCACGGGGAGACAGACACUGAUGCUAAAUUACAACAGAAAAAAAAAAACGUUUUUAAAUAUUGGACUGUCUCUGUAUGUUAACAAACUUUACAUUUAUACUUUUAUGUAUGUAUAACUUUUGAAUUUUUUAUAAUAUUGUAGUUUUAUAAAUGUACAACCUAUAUUAUUAUUUAAUAUUAAUUAUCAUAAUAUUGAAUUUCUCUGUUGUGACUUUUUUUCCCAGAAAUUAACUGUGUAUCACUGAAAUUAAUUAUUGUAAAGGUAUAUUGUGAAUGUUAUAUUCUAUGGCUUGUAUAUAAUAAAUGGUAUAUGCAAUGAAGUUAUUUU
Molecule: messenger RNA, 2675 nt
Organism: Acipenser ruthenus (sterlet)
Lineage: Eukaryota; Metazoa; Chordata; Actinopteri; Acipenseriformes; Acipenseridae
Product: magnesium transporter NIPA2-like
Exons: 6
Coding region: 409-1653 (414 amino acids)
Biological process (GO): magnesium ion transport
Cellular component (GO): membrane
Molecular function (GO): magnesium ion transmembrane transporter activity
Source: RefSeq, a predicted model, not a curated record